AUUUAAUAAAGAACUGGAGAAUAUAAAAAGGAAAGUAUAAAAAAAUCACGCUGAAUAUAUACUGGUUAAAUGCCUUUGUGUUGCAAGCGUUAAGAAAAAGACCAUCCCCAAAUUCUUUCAUCAAAGUCAACUUCAGGACCAGCGUUCGGCAAGAGGAGAUGGCAGCGACGGCGGCGGCAACACCAAUUGCAGAAGAGGGACAAGUUAUCAGCUGCCAAGUCAAGGAUCACUUGACCGAAAACAUUAAGAAAGGCAAAGAGAGCAACAGACUGGUGGUGAUAGAUUUUACGGCAUCCUGGUGCGGGCCUUGUCGCUUCAUUGCGCCAAUACUAGCCGAUUAUGCAAGGAAGAUGCCCCAUGUGAUAUUCCUCAAGGUGGAUGUGGAAGAAGUUAGGGAAGCUGCUGAAGAAUAUAAGGUUGAGGUUAUGCCAACUCUUGUUUUCCUCAAAGGUGGAGAGGAGGUGGAUAGGAUUGUCGGUGCUGACAAAGAUGGGCUAAAAAAUGCCUUAGAAAAGCACGCUGCACCAGCUUCCGCCUAGAGGGCCUAAUAUCAUAUAACUUUCUGUCCGAUUGAAGAAAAAAAAUGAUCCCAUCGACUUUCAGAUUUGUUCUGUCUUAAUGUUGUUUCAAUAAGUACUCCAUGAUAAUAAUGAUUACUACAACUGCUUUUCAUAGUUAAGUUUUAAUGCUUUCAUGUUAUAUUCCUAUGUGGUUUCCCACAUUGCUGCAUCACUGUAUCAAGUCAUGUUAAGCUUUUGGUUUGAUUUGGAUUUAAGAUGCAAUUGCUCUCUGUUUUACUUUUUCUUUAUGGUUCUAAGGAUGUUCGCAUUAUUGUUGUUCGAUUGUUCAUUUGUUCAUAGAAAGAAAUAAGUUAAUGCCCAAUUUUACUAUCAAAAUGUGG
Molecule: messenger RNA, 901 nt
Organism: Cuscuta europaea
Lineage: Eukaryota; Viridiplantae; Streptophyta; Magnoliopsida; Solanales; Convolvulaceae
Source: the annotation of a GenBank genome assembly